Molecule: messenger RNA, 1793 nt
Organism: Camelus dromedarius (Arabian camel)
Lineage: Eukaryota; Metazoa; Chordata; Mammalia; Artiodactyla; Camelidae
Gene: DIO1
Product: iodothyronine deiodinase 1
Exons: 4
Biological process (GO): thyroid hormone metabolic process
Molecular function (GO): thyroxine 5'-deiodinase activity
Source: RefSeq, a predicted model, not a curated record
UUUAUUUUUAAAAACUUAUCAGAAGGAGAAACUUCAGAAGAUCUGAAGUUUCCCAGUCCAAAUAUCUCUCAAAAGUGAAGACAAAGACUCAGAAACAAUCAUUAGAACAGACCUUUAGCCACUGGUUUGGAAUUUUCCAUUCCAUUGACAGGAAGGCAAAUACCUUCUGUCCUGACACCUUCCUCCUGUCCGGGUUGGCUACCGCGACCCUGCACCUUUGUCCAGCUCCGCCCCGUGUCACCUGGCGGUGGCCUCUCUGCCCACCGGCCUCAGAGCCAGCCCUGGCUCUGCCGAGAUGGGGCUGUCCCUGCCAGGGCUAUGGCUGAAGAGGCUCUGGGUGCUCUUUCAGGUGGCCCUGCACGUGGCCCUGGGCAAAGUGCUCCUGACACUGUUCCCCGGGAGAGUCAAGCAGGACAUCCUGGCCAUGAGUCAGAGGACUGGCAUGGCCCAGAACCCCCACUUCUCCUAUGAAAACUGGAUCCCCACCUUCUUCAGCAUCCAGUAUUUCUGGUUCAUCCUGAAGGUCCGUUGGCAGCGACUGGAGGACACGACCGAGCAAGGGGGUCUGGCCCCAGACUGCCCCGUGGUCCGCCUGUCAGGACAGAGGUGCAACAUCUGGGACUUCAUGCAAGGUAACAGGCCAUUGGUGCUGAAUUUUGGAAGUUGCACCUGACCUUCAUUUAUUUUCAAAUUUGACCAGUUCAAGAGACUUAUUGAAGAUUUUAAUUCCAUAGCAGAUUUUCUCAUCAUUUACAUUGAAGAAGCACAUGCAUCAGAUGGCUGGGCUUUUAAGAAUAACGUGGACAUCAAGAAUCACCAGAAUCUCCAGGACCGCCUGCGGGCAGCCCACCUGCUGCUGGACAGAAGCCCCCAGUGCCCUGUGGUGGUGGACACAAUGAAGAACCAGAGCAGCCAGCUCUACGCGGCGCUGCCCGAGAGGCUCUAUGUGCUCCAGGAAGGCAGGAUCCUGUAUAAGGGUAAACCUGGUCCAUGGAACUACCAUCCAGAGGAAGUGCGUGCUGUUCUGGAAAAGCUCCACAGUUAAUCUGGACAGAUUCCCCCUGUUACAACAGGAGGGCUCCUCAAGGCUUGACUCGCCCCCCGACCCCAUCACAGUUGAUGUUUACGUCUUGAUCUGUGUCCCCAGCUGUGAGCCCAGAUUUUUCUGAUCUAAGCAAACAACUGUUACAAUGAGAAAAUGAAGCCACAAGAAAGCUGGGUGUUAAGGUACAACUCCACACUGCCCCUGCGGUGCAGACCAUGUUCAUUGUAUGUUCAUUUCAUUCUUGCCAAAAGAUUUAAAACAGAGGGUGGUGCUGGUGAUGAGGGGUGGGUUUCCAUAGUAAUAUAUCUUCAAUUCUACUGUAGAAGAAGAGAGUACUCACUUUACCAUCUUUGAAUUUAUUUCAUAGAAAUCUGGCUCUCUGAACCUGGGAAUCUUCCACCAUCUUCCCUUAUCAAAAGUCACUUGUGGGAAGGACUGGCUUCCUGAAAACAUUAUAACUUUGACCAAACUAGAUAACAGGCACCUCAAAGCUGUCAUUCAGUUUUACAGACGCUCGUAUUUGAAAUUCUGUUUCUCUGAUUUCUUCACAAGUCUCUUAACUGUCAUUUGUGUUAGAUGACAUCAGACUAAUGGAUAACCACUGGUAUUGAUCUGUUUUAACUCUGCUUCUUUUCAUAUUUGUUUAUGACGGCCACAGCCUAAAGUACACACAGCUGUGGCUCGAUUUGAAAGAAAAUGUUUUAAGAUGCAGCAAGCUAAUACAGAAUGAUUAAAACGUAUCAGGCUA